Molecule: messenger RNA, 1506 nt
Organism: Sugiyamaella lignohabitans
Lineage: Eukaryota; Fungi; Ascomycota; Dipodascomycetes; Dipodascales; Trichomonascaceae
Gene: UGA2
Product: succinate-semialdehyde dehydrogenase (NAD(P)(+))
Exons: 1
Coding region: 1-1506 (501 amino acids)
Biological process (GO): GABA catabolic process
Molecular function (GO): succinate-semialdehyde dehydrogenase (NAD+) activity
Source: RefSeq, a predicted model, not a curated record
AUGUUACGUUCCAGAAUAUUUACACGCGCAAUGAGCUCAACUGGCAAACCUGUUCUUAAGAAUCCCAAGCUGUUACGGGACAAGUCAUAUGUAGAUGGCCAAUGGAUUUCUGCUUCCUCCGGCAAAACAUUCAAAGUUUUUGAUCCUGCCACUUGCCAGGAAAUUGGAUCUGUACCAGAACACACUGCUGCUGAUUAUGCCAAAGCAAUUGAGCAUGCAAAAAAGGCAUUUGCUAGUUUCUCGAAGACAAGCAACAGAGAGCGUUCCAACUUGCUAAGAAAAUGGGCCAGUCUUCUUACCGAGAAUUCUGAAGACUUGGCUAAGAUUCUCACCUGGGAGAACGGCAAGCCUUUGCCUGAAGCCAAGGGUGAAAUUGCUUCAUGCGUUGCCAACUUUGAAUGGUUCUCUGAGGAAGCACCAAGAAUUUAUGGUGAUACUAUCCCAUCUCAAAAUCCCAAUACCCGAAUCCACACAAUUAAACAACCCGUCGGAGUCUGCGGUAUCAUCACUCCCUGGAAUUUCCCUGCUUCGAUGAUUUCCAGGAAAGUUGGUGCUGCUGUUGCAACAGGUUGUACUACUGUCAUCAAGCCUGCUGCUGAGACCCCAUAUUCCGCAUUAGCGUUAGCAUACCUGGCUGAGGAAGCUGGUAUUCCCAAGGGUGUUGUUAAUGUGUUGACCACUAAUGAACAUGUCCAAGAUGUUGGUAGAGAGAUUUGCGAGAAUCCAUUGGUCAGCAAAGUUACCUUCACUGGUUCUACCAACGUGGGUAGAAUCCUCAUGAAGCAAGCUGCAUCUACUCUCAAGAAGGUCUCCUUUGAGUUGGGCGGUAACGCGCCUUUCAUUGUAUUUGAAGAUGCUGACAUUGAUGCUGCUGUCGAUGGUGCCAUUGCCAGCAAGUUCCGUGGUUCGGGUCAAACUUGUAUCUGUGCCAAUCGUUUCUAUGUACACGAAAAGAUUUAUGAUGAGUUUGCCAAGAAACUUGCUGCCAAGGUCUCUGGAUUCAAGGUUGGCAAUGGACUCGAAGAAGGAACUACUCAGGGUCCACUUAUUAAUGAGAAGGCUGUUCAGAAGGUCGACAGACAUGUUCAGGAUGCUCUAGGAAAGCAUGCUCAUGCUUUAGUUGGAGGCAAGCCCGCCACUGAGCUUGGUGAGAAUUUCUAUUCUCCAACUGUUCUAGUGGAUGUCGAUGCCUCCAUGGCUGUUACCCAAGAGGAAACUUUUGGUCCUUUGGCAGCUCUUUCUAAGUUCUCUACUGACGAGGAGGUGAUCAAACUUGCCAACAAUGUUGAGGUUGGUUUAGCAGCAUAUAUUUAUACUAACAACAACUCUCGUGUUCACCGUGUCUCUGAGGGACUCCAAGUUGGAAUGGUCGGUGUUAACACUGGUCUCAUUACCGAGAGUGCCCUUCCAUUUGGUGGUGUCAAGGAGUCUGGAUUCGGCCGUGAGGGCUCGAAAUAUGGUCUGGACGAUUAUCUUGUCAUCAAAUCUGUUGUCAACGCCAUUUAA